AAUGGAUAGGAGAGAAGGAAAAAUAUAUGAGUGGGAGGAGUGGCGAAAAGAAUUCUAACAAUCGGAGAACUUUUGGAAAAAAAUGUUUACUUAUUCCGGAAAUUAUUCCGGAAUAUUAAGUGGAUUACAACGAGAUAUCAGAAUGCAUUGAUAAUGCUAUGAGUGUCGCACGUGAUUCAAGGAGGAUUGCGCAUUGUCAGAAUCAGCUGUGAUGACUUACGUUUAUGCAACUCGAUGCAGCGAGGAAAAGAAAUGAUCAUUUCGAAAUAAUGAUCGUCUCGAUGUGAGAAAAAACGUAAAAUGGAGGAUGACAUUGAUAUUUAUGCAGACUUACCGAGCUUCAAUUUCAAUCUUGAUAAAAAUGAUCAGCCUUGUAAUUGCGAGAAAUUAAAGAAAGAACUUAGUUCACUCAAAAGUGAACUUGAAAAUAUCCAAAAGAUCAAGGAGAACUUAGAAAAAAAUAUAUCCUCCUUAUUGAAGACUGCAAGGGGUGAGAUUGCACGGAAGGACAAGAUGAUAAGUGAUCUUAGAAAGCGAUUAGAUGAUGCAACCUUCAGAAGAAACAACAAGGGUGAAUCUCGGGAUUUUUUUUAUAAGUCAUCGCAUCAGCAGCAUACGAUAGUUGAAAAAUAUGAAGAUGCUCCUUUAAUACAUUCACAAGAGGAUGAAACUGUAUCACAUGAAACUGAAUUUCACAAUGAACAUAAAAAUGAAAAGCUAGAGUAUGACGACCAACAACCGACAGUAUUCGCGGAAAGAUUGUAUAAAAGAAUAAAGGAUGAGAAAGAAAAUACAAAACAGAAAACAUUAUUGAACUUUGAUGUAGAAAUUAAAAAAAAGAUUGCUGAAGAAAACAUUAUGGAAAGUGAUAAAGAAAAUGGGUCUCAAUCUAAUAUAAAUAACGGCAAUGAAUCUAAUACUAUCACACGACAUUCUGAUUCAGAAAAUCUAUGCACAAAGAAUUCAGGAAAGAGGAUGAAUGAAGAAGAUUAUACGCAUGAAAGUAAACGUUUAAAGAUCAACGAAGACAAAAUUGAUUACGAUUCCAUUGUGCAGUAUGAAUUGAAAGACGAUCUUGCGCAGUAUGAAAUGAAAGCAAAGUUCGAGGAUCGACUAAAUGCCGUCCAUUCUCUUAAAGAAGAAAUUUCACUCGACAAACGUAGAGCUGCUUCGGAACAUCAAGACACAUCAAAACAGAGUCGAGAUUGUAUAAAUGGUUGGAAAAGAGAAGACAAAAGUAGUUCUCGAAUUGCUUCGACAUCGAAUCACGUCUCAGAAGAGCUUCAUAAUGGUUACAAGAAGAAUGUUUAUUCAUCGAGAUAUUCGUCGAGAAGAAGUUAUUCUAGAAGCAGAAGUGAUUAUGAAAGUUCAAGCGACCAUCGUCCACGAGAAAGAUCAAAUAGGACAUAUAGAAAAUACGAUGAUUAUAAAUACGACAAUCAAUAUAGAACGAAAGGACGAAGAGACUACAGAUUAAAGAGGGAUUAUGAGAGCAUAGAAAAUGAGAAUAAAACGAGACACAGGAGUAGAGAACGUGGUAAUGUGGCAUGGAUUAAAUCCAGACAUUCAUUAAGCGAUGUUGAAGACAAGGAACGAAGUAAUUCGUACAUGAAUAAGAAAUACGAGAAUCGUAGAAUAAAAAAGACAACAGAAAAUGUUUCGUGCAACAAAGAUGUACAGGAAAAGGACAAAAUUGCAAUGGAAAUUGAUUCUCGGGCGUCUUCCAGUAGCACAAUUGUAAAUAAUACAAUGAAUCACGGUGCCAAAAAAACUACUGAACAAGAUAAGAUAAAGAAUAAAUCAAAUAGAACAAAUCAUGUAGAUUCAAUAGAAAGUACGUCGAUAUAUAUCGCGACGAAGGAUUCGAGCAAUCUAGAGGAAGGCGAAAUUGUAGAUAGUCCCGAAAAGAAAUCUGAUUUGACAAAAAUCUCCAAAAAUCAUGAAGUUGAAAAUGAUACAAAAAUUGUUUUAAUGGAAGACGUUAAAGAUAAAGACGUUCCUAUGAUUGUAUCCGUAACAGAAGACAAAUCGACUACUCUUCACGAUGAUAUAAUUACCGCAAAGCAAUUAAAUAAUAUGACGGAUAUUAGUACAAAAGAAGUCGAAGCAGAAUCAUGUCUUGUGCAAACAAUAAAGAAGGAUCCUGAAGACACAGCGGAAUUAAAUCCUGACAAAAGUGAUGCGAUAGUUGACGACGUGCAGAAUCGUGACAAUGUUGAAGAUAUAUGCAAGUCUCAAUGUAACGAGAAUUUAACGGAUUCAACUACUUGCACCAUCGGAAUGAUUGAACAGGUGUGCGAGUUUCAAUGUAAUGAGGAUUUAACGAAUUCGACUACUUAUACUACUGGGCCGAUUAAUCGGAUAUGCAACAGUAACGUUGACGAUGAUGAUAAAAAUCGCGUGAAGAAAGAAUCGAAGAUUUCUGUCACCGAAACAGCUAUUAAAAUCGAAGAAAUGGCUGAUACCAACACCGAAAGUACUGUCGAAGUUAGAAAGAUAGACAAGCCUAAUGUCGAAAAUGCCAUUAACAAGGACAAAGGAAAUAAUUCUAAUAUCGAAAGUCCUGUUCUAAUUGCAGAGACAAACAAUAGCGAUAAUAAUAUUCGAAAAAUUGACGAUAAAGAAUUAAAAAAUUCCACCGCUGAAACAGUUGCUGGAAAAGUCGAGGUUGCGCUUAAUUGUGACAUCAAGAGUAAAGAUGCACCUCAAAUACCAAGCAAGAUUUCUCGACAGACAUCAGGCAAAAGUAGCGAAAUGAACCACUUGUGUCUUAGCGAUCACAAUUACGUUCAGGAUCCUUCUCCUGUCAAUGCUUCCGAGUCUAACGUUGUCCGAGAUUCAUCCAUGAGUCCACGACAUUGCCAAACUGUGCCGGAAGUAGCAACGAUAAAAGAAACGAAACCGGAAAAAGAGAUAGACGUUUCAUUAACGGUCGAUAUCAAGAAGACAAUGUCAUCUACGGUGAAGAACAAGAAGAACCAAUUCAACAAAAGUGUAGUGAUUUCGCGUCGAAGGAGAGCCGUGAUGUUGAGCGACAGUAACGCGUCUAUGACUGUCCUGAUGAACACAAAAACAUCCUCUAACGUCAUUAGCAAUUCUAGCAACGAGUCAAUCUUGAAGCCGCGGGCCUGUAAAGCGUCGCGCGCAUGUAAAUAAUCAUAAUUGUAAGAUUCCUGUACUUAUACAGGGUGUUAAUAAAACCUCCAAUAUUUAUAUCAAUAUAAAUCUCGAGUAGAAUCACGCAAGAAGGAACAGUAUGACAUUUUUCAGAAUAGCUUCUAUCUUUAAUCUUCUAGUUGUAAGCUUUCUUGGCGCGAGAUGCAAAGAAGAUUCAUGCAAUUUGACGAGAUGGGAUAACAGAUCGUGGAUAAAAGUGAAGCUGAUGCUUGGGCCUCCCUGUGAAUAAAUCUCUCGUUUUCAUUACGAGACACAUCUGUUACUUGGGACCCCGCAAGGUGGAGGAGAUUAACAAUUCAGCGUAACACGAGUCGCCCCUGCGAAGUUCACC
Messenger RNA from Camponotus floridanus (Florida carpenter ant), 3508 nucleotides. RefSeq names its product CASP8-associated protein 2 (gene FLASH). The record is from RefSeq and is a predicted model, not a curated record. The transcript has 4 exons. Lineage: Eukaryota; Metazoa; Arthropoda; Insecta; Hymenoptera; Formicidae. Bases 301 to 3156 code for a protein of 951 amino acids.